Molecule: messenger RNA, 1742 nt
Organism: Schistosoma curassoni
Lineage: Eukaryota; Metazoa; Platyhelminthes; Trematoda; Strigeidida; Schistosomatidae
Source: the annotation of a GenBank genome assembly
GUACCAAUAUCUUUGUGUUAAAAUAAUAAUAAUAAUAACUUACAUCAAUUGUGUCUUAGUCGAGACAUUCGCUCUCCAACUUAAAGGUUUGUAUACCGCCAAAUAGUCGCUUUCCUCUUGCUUUAUCACUUCAGAACUUUCGUAGGUUACUAUUAUUUAAUCAUAGACCCCUUUGAAGCAUUACUCAUGAAUGUUGGGAUCAUCGAGUGGGCGAUUCUGAGGUUAAACUCCAAGUACAAGGUAAAUGAUGGCAAAUCGGCUGACAAGACAGCGAAUCUUCAACCGAGGUAUCUGAAGCAUAUAUUAUGUAUGUCCAACUAUUACCUACCUCGAAAGGCGAUGAUGGCUGAUAUAUGCAUGUGUUGGAAGAAAAUUAGAGGCGGCCAAACUAAAACAAGCCAUCAGUCCACGAAGUUAUUAACUUUUGGACUGAGAUGUAUGAAUGUGUACAAACUACCUGGUUGGUUUCCGAAUGAUUAUCGUAACUAACGGUUGUACACCCUGAAUUGCAUUGGCAAGAAUCGUACGCAGUGGUGUAGACGUAGUCAUUCUCUCUUCCUUUGGAUCUCACGUUUCUCAAUUAUCUGAGAAAAUUUUCGUUUUAUUGCAUGAAUCCAUAUUCUAUCCUCGACUCAUAUGUCGUAUAUGUUUUCUCUUCUACUAUCAGUAAUACUGUUAUUACUUAUACUACUCUGGUAUCUCGCUUUCCCUAUACGAUAUGGCAACUUGAACCGGUGCAUAUAUGUUACAGGUCCUACGUUGUAUAUGACUGACUGAUUAGUUGAAGGACAGGAAAUAUUUAAUAUACUAAGUCACGAAGCGUCAGAAUUACAAUUUUUCUAUUCAUUAGGAUAUAACAAAACAUAUCUUUAUUAUCAAAUCUCCAUCCAAUGCUCAAUUUAUUUGAAAACAUAAUAUGCUAGUUUUCUGUUGUUUGUAGACCAUAUUCAAAUUUCUCUUACUAAGCUUAUAGUGUGCAAAAAACUUUUAAAAGGAUCAAACAUGUAUUAUUACAUUCUUUCGUCGUUUGGGAUGUAAAUUUUGCCGACUAGAAGCUAAAAAUUUGAGUCAUUUAAAACCUGCUUUGGAUGCACGCAAUAUUAAAUUAAUGGGAAUUACAUUCGAUGAAGGUGGUGUAAAAGAAUUUGUAGAUGGACACUAUUUUGAUGGAGAUCUUUAUUUAGAUCCUGAACGUAAGACAUAUAAAGCUUUAGAAUAUAAAAAGGUCUCCGCCUGUUCUGGUUUCUGUUCUUUACUGACGAAAGCUGGCCGUUCUUUAAAUUCAAAGGCAAAGGCUGCUAAUAUACCUGGUAAUAUGACUGGCGAUGGUUGGCAGACUGGUGGACUUCUUGUGGUUGAAAAAGGUGGUAAAGUUCUCUAUCAUUUUGAACAGAAAGAAGUUGUAAAUCAUCCUGAUUAUAAGCAAAUUAUUGAUGUUUUGAAAAUUAAUCCUAAAGAUGUACCAGAAUUCGCUACUGUUUUAUCACAAGAAUGUGAUGAUGCUUGUAAAAUGUGAAUGUAGUCUGAUAUUUGAAACUAUUCAGUGAAGAAGUAAUGCUCAUUAUGUGAAGUUCAACUUCCUAAUCUUUUUCUUUAAAAAAAAGUUUUUUUUUUGGUUUAUAGUACUUUUUUGUUUGUUAUAGUGAGUUUUAUUCCAUCCUAUUGAACUUUUAUGGAUGUAAUAGUUAUCUUAUAUUGAAAAUUGUAUUAAAUUGUAUGUUUUAAUUAGACUCUAUGUUAUA